Messenger RNA from Iphiclides podalirius (scarce swallowtail), 1692 nucleotides. The record is from the annotation of a GenBank genome assembly. NCBI's taxonomy places the organism in Eukaryota, Metazoa, Arthropoda, Insecta, Lepidoptera, Papilionidae.
AUGUCUAAUUCUGAUAUACGGGACGUCGCAGAAGUCAGGUUGUCCUAUCAACAACAGUUCUCAUUGUUAGACUACGCCGUGUUUGUAACGAUGCUAUCAAUUUGUGGUGUUAUUGGUGUUUACUUUGGAUUCGUUAAUAAACAGAAGUCUACUCAGGAAUAUCUCAUGGGUGGAAGGAACAUGAAACUGGUUCCUGUUUGUUUCUCGCUGGUUGCUACUUUUAUUUCAGGCAUCUCUCUAUUAGGCACACCUACCGAGUUAUAUAUUUAUGGAACUUCGUAUAUUUUUUCUUUCUCCGGCGCUGUUAUGAUGUCAAUUGUAAUAUCCUAUACAUUUAUACCCGUUCUACACGAACUUCAAUUAACGUCAGCUUAUGAGUACUUAGAAUUACGAUAUGACAAGCGUACAAGAUUCUUCGGCUCUGUCCUGUUCAGCAUUUACUUGUUGGCUUGGCUACCCAUCGUUAUAUAUGUUCCUGCAUUGGCUUUUAAUCAAGUAACUGGUGUAAAUAUUCAUAUUGUUACGCCGAUAGUUUGUUCCGUCUGUAUAUUUUAUACUUGUCUGGGAGGGUUGCGAGCGGUUGUAUGGACUGAUGUAAUUCAAACUGUAGUUAUGAUUGGCGCUAUGAUUUUGGUCAUUAUAAAGGGAACUGUCAUUGUUGGUGGUUUCGAGCAAGUUCUAAUUAAGAAUUGGAAUAGUAAUAGGAUUGAAUUUCCGCCUUUGAGUUGGGACCUGACUGAAAGGCAUUCUUUUUUGGCGGUGUCGAUUGGGUCUACAUUCUAUUGGAUAGGGCUGAUAGCUGUCAACCAAUCAAUGUUGCAAAGAUUUUUAUCUUUGCGUGACUUGAAAACAUCUAAAAGGGCCGUUUGGGGAUUUUUAUUUGGAGUUUUAUUUGUUGUGCUCGUGUGUGGCUAUAGCGGUUUAUUGGCAUUCGCGAGAUAUCACGAUUGCGACCCUGUAGACUCCAAACUUAUUCCGGCCAAGGACCAAUUGUUACCUUUACUAGUUAUGGACGUACUCGGUGAUUGGAAUGGAUUGCCAGGUCUAUUUGUAGCGGGGGUGUUCAGUGCUGCACUCAGCUCAUUGUCAACCGGCCUCAAUUCUAUGGCCGCCGUUGUUCUGGAAGACUUUUGGAAACCAUUCUUUAAACCAUUGACUGACAAGGACACGCAAAUAUUGGUGCGAAUGGUCGUUGUUAUCCUGGGCUGCAUCUGCGUAGGUCUGGUGUUUGUCGUUGAAAAGCUUGGACCGGUUCUGCAAUUGACUAUGACUCUAUCAUCAGCAUCGAUGGGACCACUUGCAGGAGUUUUUUUAAUGGGGUUAUUUAUGCCUUUUAUCGAUGGCACAAACGCUUUGAUUGGUGGAGUAACAGGAUUGUUGUCAGCAUGGUGGGUCGCUGCAAACUCUCAAUGGGCACAAACAAAUGGAUUUCUGAAUUUCAACGAGAAAGAAAGAUUCACAGUUAAUUGCACCUACAGCUAUGAGCGUUCUGCAACUUCUGUGGAUGUUGAUGACGUGGAGGUGCCGUAUCUAUACCGUAUAUCGUAUCUGUGGUUCACAACAUUUGGCUGUACAGUGACCAUAGUGAUUGCAAGUGUUUUGUGUUUGAGAAAAUUUCCUAAAAUACAAAGCGAUCAAAGUUUAUUCGCGCCCUUCAUUAGACCUUGGAUAGGGAAAUCAAGACCAGUGAUA